AUGGUCGGUAUCCAGGCAGACAACAUAACCGUCAACGAUGGUCCCCUAACAGCAGAGAACUCGGCGCUUCUCCGACCAUCCGAUCCAUCGCUUCCGAUGGAAGAACUCCGUAAACGCUUUGACGAAGACGGAUACCUCUUCCUGAAGGGCGUGAUUCCCCGUGAGGAUGUUCUCGAGGCCAGAAAAGCGUAUUUCGCCUCGCUAGAGAGCACCGGAGUCCUGAAGCCCGGUACAAAGCCCGUUGAAGGUAUUUUCGAUUCAGCAAAGAACUACGAAGACUUCCCAGGUAUUGGGGCAGGGGCUGCGGAUAACAACGGGCGCCCUGGAGGCGAAAAUGCUACAAAGUUCGUUGAUCUUGCUCUCGACGCCCAUUAUCAGGACUGGUAUGCAGAGAAGUUCUGUAAGAACCGCGCACUGUACGACUUUGUGGCCCGAUUCUCUGGCUGGGGCCAAAAUACACUGGCACUUCGCCGCACACUGCUGAGGAACAACCUUCCUGCUUCAAAGCCUAUUGGCGUGCAUUAUGAUCAGAUAUUCUUGCGUCACGGUGAUCCGACCAGCAUUACUGCGUGGGUGCCUAUGGGCGAUAUUAAGAGUAAUGGAGGAGGGCUCAUCUACUUAGAAAACGGCGAUUCCCUCGGUAUCGAGUUGGAGCAGAACUUCUUUAGGGCUGCCAAAGCGGCUGGCCUGAGUGAUGAGGAGGCUAAGAAUGCCUUCAACUCAAAUAUGAUGGCAACUGGCCUGCUUUCAGAAUUCCCAGCUGGCUUUGCUCUGGAACACGGUCGCAAGUGGCUCAUGUCUGCUUAUGAGGCUGGUGACGUUGUUCUGCACAAGCCUCACAUGAUUCACGCUUCUACUGUGAACAAUGACCCUGAUAAUGUCAUUCGCCUUGCCACGGAUCUGCGCUUCUGUGAUUCUUCUAAACCAUAUGAUAAGCGGUGGAUGAACCACUACAGAUUUGGCGACGGUGUUUAA
Molecule: messenger RNA, 975 nt
Organism: Penicillium chermesinum
Lineage: Eukaryota; Fungi; Ascomycota; Eurotiomycetes; Eurotiales; Aspergillaceae
Exons: 4
Coding region: 1-975 (324 amino acids)
Source: RefSeq, a predicted model, not a curated record